AUGUCGAACUCUAAAGACUCCAAGGAAACUAGUACCGUUUUUUGUCCCAAGUAUUCUGCCCCAUGGUUCUAUUAUCGUCUUACAAUCGUUCAAGCGGGAACAGCUGCCGUUUUUACAACUUUUCUUGUUACUCAUUUAAGCGCAACAGCUCUAGCUUCUUUCGGUGGUAUCGAACUUACCAAUAAGACAAUUGUUCUUGGGAGAGUUUAUUAUCAAAAUAAAUUCUUGGAACCCAUUGUUGUGUUUGGUUCUCUUUGUGGACACAUAAUUGCGGGGAUAGCUAAACGUGUAAUCAAACAAUAUUGGAAAUAUAAAAAACAAGAUCAACGUAAAUUAAUUGGAGAAGUUCGCAUUAGAGUUGAAAAAACCACCGCCGAUGAAACCGAUGAACAUGGAGGAGUACGUCAAAAAAUCACAACAAAAACCACCACAACAAUCACUGGAUCUCAUAUAACAAGAGCACUAGUAUUAAUAGGUCAAUAUCAUCACUUAACAGGAUAUCUUUUAAUUCCAUCCGUUUUAGCUCAUGCACUUCUCAAUCGUAUUCUUCCUCGACGUCACUUUGGGGAUUCAUCAAUGAUUAAUGCAUCAUACGUUACACUUUCACUUAAAAAAUGGCCCCGGUCAUCGUAUCUUGGAUUGACUGCCCUUAUCGCAAUUGGAGUGUACCACGUUGGUAGUGGUUUACCUGCUGUAUAUAAAAUUUUGAAAAGUCUUUUGAUUAAAAAGAAUGGAGAAAAGAUUUCAGAAUCAGCAAAAAAACGACAGCGUUACAUCAGAAAUGGAAUAAUUGUAUCAACAAUUGGAUUAUUAAUGGCAGGAAUACUUGUCAUUGGUGGAAAAAUUGGAAAAGAUAAUACUCGAAUUCCUUUACGUAAAGAAUAUUUGAAAGUUUAUGGUCAGAUUUAUCCACAAAGUUGGGUGAGAGAAUUGUGA
Messenger RNA from Diversispora eburnea, 936 nucleotides. NCBI's taxonomy places the organism in Eukaryota, Fungi, Glomeromycota, Glomeromycetes, Diversisporales, Diversisporaceae. The record is from the annotation of a GenBank genome assembly.